CAAUGCGAAGUGCAUUAUGGGUCCACUUAUUGCAGUUGUCUUCGUGAUCUAGCGGCAGACAUUACCACCUAUGAGACUAUCAUGCUGAUAACUGGUUUUCCUGGAUUUAAUCUCACUGUAAACUCAAGAUAGCAGCAACUAUGGAUGCAUCUAAAGCAGAAGCCUCAACACAGAAUCAGGGAAAAGAGGAAGGUGCAUCAUCAGCUCAAGGAGAUGCUGGAGCAAGACCAAAAAAGGCAUCUUUGAAAAGAGCUGCAGAUGCCAAAGCAAAAAAGAAGCACAAAAAGGCUCGAGUGUCCAGACCUGCCCGGCCUGGUUAUACUGUCCAUCAAGGGGAAGAUAUGCUUCUCGUUAUAUCGAGUUCCACCUCCCAGUAUGACGGGUCAGUGUGGACUCUUAAGAAAAAGAAGGGGAGCAAAAAGAAGAAGUUGGCAAAAGGAAAAGGAAAAGCCAGUCAGGUCAAGAAAAAGAAGCCAGUCAAUGCCAAGCCCAAACUGGAAAGUAAACCAGUUAAAGAAAAAGAAGAAAAAGUCGCAAAUUUGUUUAUAACUCAGGAAGAAGACGACCACAGAUGGGGCCACAGCCUGCCUGAGGAGGUGCUAAUUAAUAUUUUUCAGAUUGUGGUCAUUCAAGAGGGAGCAGUGCCCUUUUUAUGCAGGGUGGGGAGAGUUUGUCGUCUGUGGAACGCCGCUGCCUCCAGUCCGAUCCUGUGGCACAGAGUGACUGUCGGUCACUGCUGGAUUGCACCAGGGAGGAGCCAACUACCAAAAACUCAGAAGAAGAUUAAGGACACUUUGGACUGGCUGGCACACAGCAGAUUCUCUCAGCUGCGAGACUUUUCUCUGUGUCACUGGACAAAGAACGUUGAUUAUGCAUUAGAGGUUGUGUCGCAGUACUGCCCUGAUCUUUGCUCCCUCAAGCUUUCUUACUGCACAGGAGUGACAGCGGCGGCCUUCCGCAGCCUCGGUCUGCACAGCCGCUCCCUGCACAGCUUAAAUCUCCAGUAUUCAGAGUUCCAGGUUGAAGGACUCCUUGAGUAUCUUGAAAACCAUGGGAGCCAGAUCAGGCAAAUAUUGUUCAGUCAUGGACUAAAGAAUGACAGACUUCUGGCUGCAAUCACUCGGGGAUGCUGUCCCGAUUUGGAGAUGCUGGAGGUCAACACCAAGCUUGACAGUAAAGACUGCCAGCUUCCUGUUUGCAUCCAGGCACUACAGAUGGCAUGCCCUAAGCUCAAGACCUUCCGAAUGAUGAACGUCCAACCUCUUCAUAAGGGAAUGCGUUUUGGUAUCGACCCAACAUCAGGCUUCCCAUUACUGGAGGAGCUUUGUAUCGCAACCACAUCGUUUUCCUAUUUGACCGACAGAGAUUUGAGGGACAUUCUCUUCGAUUCCCCCAAACUGCGAGUGCUGGACCUGCGAGGCUGUUCUCGAAUCACAGCGUCUGGUCUUGCAGCUUUACCCUGUCUAGAGCUUGAAUGUUUGUUCUGGGGACAAUAUUUCAGCAGCCAUGUUGGGCUGUCAUCGCUUAAGAAAGGACUUCACACGUUGACCCAAAAAUGGAGUCGAACUUUGCAACAGCUGGACAUUGCACAUCAGCUCUUCACUGAGGAAGACUUGGAGUUAGCAAUGAGUUACCUUUGUCAAGCUGAGGCAGACACACUGCGCUCACUGAACUUGAGUGGGACCAGAAUUACACCACGUGCACUCAGGCCAGUCAUUGGACAAAUGACUGCUCUAGACUACCUCAACCUUUCAUCCUGCCGCUAUCUCCCAAGAGGUGUAAAGAGGAUUUAUCGUGGCCAAGAAGACAUCCGGCAGCUGCUGGACAAAUUGGAAUAGCUCUCACAUUCAUGUGGUUCCAGAAAUGAGAAACCAAGUUUACAAGGCAGACUUGAAUAUCUUAAUGCAGGCCUCGCUGUGGGUUAUAUUGUCUAAUCGAUGUGAAUAUUUUGCCCUCAGGACUUUUUUGAUAGACAUUUUUUCUGUCUGUUGUUGGUACGAAAUUGACAUUUCUGUGUUUGAAUGCAAGAAGCAGUAGUUUGCAAACCUGUUACUACUGCAUUAAUGUCAGGUGGGGGGUUUUGUUUUUUGUUUUGACAAUAACCAACACACAAUGCGUGACACCUAGUACUGUAUAUAGAUCAUUUUAUUUGUAAAACUAAAUAUUCAUUUGUGUGUAUCUUUUUUUUUUA
Pundamilia nyererei is the source of this 2191-nucleotide messenger RNA. RefSeq names its product F-box and leucine-rich repeat protein 6 (gene fbxl6). The transcript is spliced from 10 exons. Lineage: Eukaryota; Metazoa; Chordata; Actinopteri; Cichliformes; Cichlidae. The coding region runs from base 141 to 1838 and encodes 565 amino acids. Gene Ontology annotation, molecular function: protein binding. Gene Ontology annotation, biological process: SCF-dependent proteasomal ubiquitin-dependent protein catabolic process. Gene Ontology annotation, cellular component: SCF ubiquitin ligase complex. The record is from RefSeq and is a predicted model, not a curated record.